Molecule: messenger RNA, 943 nt
Organism: Macadamia integrifolia
Lineage: Eukaryota; Viridiplantae; Streptophyta; Magnoliopsida; Proteales; Proteaceae
Product: abscisic acid receptor PYR1-like
Exons: 1
Coding region: 56-751 (231 amino acids)
Biological process (GO): abscisic acid-activated signaling pathway
Cellular component (GO): nucleus; cytoplasm
Molecular function (GO): abscisic acid binding; signaling receptor activity; protein phosphatase inhibitor activity
Source: RefSeq, a predicted model, not a curated record
UCUCUCUCUUCUCUCUCUCUUCUCUCUCUCUCUCUCUCUCUCUCUAGUUGCAGUAAUGGAGAAAGGAGAGUCAUCUUCAAUGGCAGAGAACGAAGAUUCCGGCGAAACAACAAUAACCCAUCAGGCAACGACUCCGGUUAGUUUAACCCAAGAAGAGUUGGAGGAAUUAAAAGCAGUGAUCCAUGAGUUCCAUUCCUAUGGGAUGAUAAGUGUUGGCAAAUGCUCGUCUCUGCUGGCUCAACGCAUAUAUGCUCCGGCCGAAACGGUCUGGUCCAUCGUUCGUCAGUUCGAUAAACCCCAAACCUACAAGCAUUUCAUCAAGAGUUGUUCCAGCAAAGAUGGUUUUCCUACUCCGAUCACCGUUGGAUGCCUCAGAGAAGUCAACGUUAUCUCCGGUUUACCUGCAGAGACUAGCACCGAAAGGCUUGAUGUGUUGGAUGAUGAGAGAAGGGUGGCUGGGUUUACUAUUAUAGGUGGGGAGCAUAGAUUAAGGAACUACCGAUCGGUGAUGUCGGUGAAUGAGUUCAAGGGAGGACGAAGAAGUGGCGGUUCUUAUUGUGGGGAUCAGGAGGAUGGUGGGAAAAUCUGGACCGUUGUUUUGGAAUCUUAUGUGGUUGAUGUGCCGGAAGGGAAUACGGAGGAGGAUACAAGGAUGUUUGCUGAUACGGUGGUGAGAUUGAAUCUGCAAAAGCUUGCUUCGGUGAGUGAAGGGUUAGCUCGUGAUCAAGAUAAACACAAACAAUACAGGUGAUGCCUAAGAAAGUAUCUCAAAAAAAAUCUAAAAUGUGUUUUUUUUUUUUUUUUUUUUGUGGUUUCUUUUUGGGGGGGUUGGGGUUGUUCUUCUGUAUGAAGUUGUUCUUCUUUGGGUUUAAAUUACAGAAAACUCUUCCUUCUUAUAGAAAUAACUGGUGCAUGUCUUGAAAUGAUUAUAGACAUUGUUGGA